Closterium sp. NIES-65 is the source of this 1275-nucleotide messenger RNA. NCBI's taxonomy places the organism in Eukaryota, Viridiplantae, Streptophyta, Zygnematophyceae, Desmidiales, Closteriaceae. The record is from the annotation of a GenBank genome assembly.
AUGACCACCACGGAGGUCGAGAACUUCCCGGGAUUCCCGGAGGGAAUUACGGGCCCCGAUCUUAUGAUCAGAAUGAAGCAGCAGGCGGAGCGGUGGGGAGCGGAGUUACACACCGAAGACGUGGAAUACGUCGAUCUGCAGACCCGCCCCUUCACAGUGCGCAGCAGCGACCGCGAGGUGCGCGCCCACAGCGUCAUCAUCGCCACGGGCGCCACUGCGCGCCGAUUGGGCCUGCCCAGCGAGAGAGAGUACUGGUCGCGAGGCAUCUCCGCGUGCGCGAUCUGCGACGGCGCGAGCCCAAUUUUCAAGGGGCAGGAGCUGGCGGUGGUGGGAGGAGGAGAUACGGCAGUGGAAGAGGCGCUGUACUUAACUAAGUACGCUAAGCACGUGCAUCUGCUGGUGCGGAGGGACAUUCUUAGGGCCAGCAAGGCGAUGCAGGAUCGGGUGUUUAAAAACCCGAACGUGACUGUUCACCUGAACACGAUCCCUGUAGAUGUGGUGGGGAACGACAAGGGGCAGAUGGCGGGUUUGAACGUGAAAGACGCGCAGACGGGGCAGGAGAGGAUUAUUCCGGUGAAGGGGCUGUUCUAUGGGAUCGGGCACAAGCCGAAUAGCGAUCUGCUGGCGGGGCAGGUGGAGCUGGAUGGGAGCGGGUACGUGGUCGUGAAGGACAACGCGGUUGAGACUUCUGUUCCCGGCGUGUUCGCUGCUGGCGACCUCAAGCCACUAGGGUACUCCAGGAUGUUAGUCCUCUCUUUUCGCUCAUCCUCUGCUCUUUUUUGUUCCCCCCUCCCCCCCUCUUUCGCCUCCCCAUCAACCUCUCUCACCUAUCAACAGGACCACGAGUGGAGGCAGGCCAUCACAGCAGCAGCAUCGGGGUGCAUGGCAGCGCUGUCAGUGGAGCGAUACCUCACAUCCAACGACCUGCUCAUCGAGUUCCACCAGAAGGAGGUGGAGGUGGUGGAGAAGAAGGAGCUCACAGAGGAGGACGUGGAGGAGCGGUUCGACCCGCUGCUGACGCGUCACAAGGGCCAGUAUGCGCUCCGCAAGCUCUACCACGAGUCGUCACGCCUCAUUGGAGUCAUCUACACGUCCCCGACUUGCGGGCCCUGCAGGACGCUCAAGCCCAUGCUCGCUAAGGUGGUGGAGGAAUUCGACCGUCAGAUCCACUGGGUGGAGAUUGACAUCGAGGAGGACCCUGAGAUUGCCGAGGCCGCAGGGAUCAUGGGCACUCCUGUCGUUCACUUCUUCAAGAACAAGGAGAAGAUCGAGUGA